AUGUCAAAAGGCCUUGCAAAAUUUGAAGUGGUACUUGUCGAGCCCGGCCUUGCUGCACAUGCCGAAGGCAGACGAAAAACUGUUCCUAUAGCUAGCAGUGUCCGAGGUUACGACUUUACCCCCGCCAUAAUUCCCGAGGUAGAGAAAGAGCUCUUGUUAACUUCGGAAAGAGUUUCCGGUAUCUGGACCCUGUAUACGGACUGGGCAUCAAACCUAAAAGGGAUCGGAAUUGGUAUUGUUCUUAAGGCCCCGGAAGGUGACGUUAUUAGAAUAUCAAUCAGAACCAUGAAAUUAACUAACAAUGAGGCCGAGUAUAAGGCUAUGAUUGCAGGUCUGGAAUUGGCUCGGAGUUUAGGGGCCAAAGUUAUCGAAGCGAAGUGUGACUCCCUUCUGGUCGUGAACCAAGUUAAUAGUGUCUUCAAGGUCAAGGAUGAACGAAUGCAAAGAUACUUGGAAAAAACUCAAGUAAUAUUGCAUCGGUUUAAAGAAUGGACCAUGCAACAUCUACCGAGGGAGCACAAUAAAGAGGCAGAUGCGUUGGCCAACUUAGGAUCAUCGGUUGAAGCGGAGUAG
Messenger RNA from Lycium barbarum (goji berry), 573 nucleotides. RefSeq lists its product as uncharacterized. The coding region runs from base 1 to 573 and encodes 190 amino acids. NCBI's taxonomy places the organism in Eukaryota, Viridiplantae, Streptophyta, Magnoliopsida, Solanales, Solanaceae. Gene Ontology annotation, molecular function: nucleic acid binding; RNA-DNA hybrid ribonuclease activity. The record is from RefSeq and is a predicted model, not a curated record. The transcript is spliced from 2 exons.